GCCGGCUCACAGGCCAUGGCGGCGGAGGAGCCGGGGGAGCCGGGCUCGGCCGGGUCGCUGCGGCGCUGCCUGGCGCGGCUGGGCGCGCUGCGAGCCCGGCCCGACGACGGCGGCCGCCGCACCGAGCUGCACCUGCUCUUCGACCAGCUCAUCUCGGAGAGCUGCGGGCCCGAGCCCGCGGCCGCGCCCGGCCCGCAGGAUGUUUGUGCUGUUCUUGUCCAAGCCUGUCAGUUGGUUCCCCUUGAUCAGGAACAUCUUGUCAGCAAAGUCUGUCAGCUUAUCCAUCACUUACUCAACAGAUACCAGGUGAUGGUUGACGAGCAGAACUUGAAUUUCCUUCUCUCCUACUGCAUCUCUGCUCUGAGGCAGUGCAGCUCCUGGACACAUGUUGAAAUUCUGCAAGCCUUAGCAGCUCUUGUUUACAAUAAUGGGCCUAAGUGUCAGAAGUACCUCCCGGAUCUGCUGGGCACAGCUGGGCUCCUGCUGCAGUUCAGUGACCCUGCCCAGCCUGACGUGGAGCUCAGGAGGGCAGCCGUGCGCAGCAUGGCAAACCUGUGUCUCAGUGUUCCUGGGCAGCCAUACCUGGAUGAGUCCUACAGAAGUGUCUGUUUUCAAACUUUCCUAAGUGUUCUGCAGUCUUCAAAAACCACUGAUGUGGAUGACAUCACUUUUUGCAUGUUACUGCAAAGUGCACUGAAAGGUGUCCAGUCACUUCUCAAUGGUGGGAAGAUGAAACUGAUGCAGAUUGACCAAAUUGGAGCUCUUCUGGCAGUGUUAAAGAAAUGCAUGUUCCAUGGGCUGCCAGGACUGAGCAUAGAGGUGCCCACAGCCCUGUACCCUGCUCCUUUACCUCAGUAUGAUAAAAGGUCCCCUGUCAAGCAGGAGCAGUCAGAACCAGCCACCUCUAAGCAGACAGGGAGCCGAAGAAAAAAGUGCAAAGGGAAGCAAAAGAAGGGAGAGUUUGGGGAAGAAGGAAGAGAAGAUUCAAGGGAUGCAGGAGAUGAGACGGUGCUGGGAGCAGACAUGCAGAAGUUGCAGCUGGGGGAUGUGCAGAGCAGCCCUUGCCCUGAGCCUCGGCCUCGUGUGUCAGACGUGUGUGCUGGGAGGGACCCCCCGAGCUGCCAGCCCUGCAAACGCUUCAGCAGCAGCGAGUCAGAGUACUCUGACACUGAAGGUGGAAUACAGGGCAAAGUGAGGUCUUUCCAAGCCAAUGUUCGCCAAGGGGCUCUGGCCUGUUUCCUCUCCACUAUAAAGUCAAUAGAAAAGAGAGUUCUGUAUGGCUACUGGUCAGCAUUUGUUCCUGAUGCCCCUGGUAUUGGCAGCCCCCAGUCUGUGUCCCUGAUGACUAUUGCUCUAAAGGACCCUUCUCCAAAGACACGUGCCUGUGCUCUUCAAGCCCUCUCAGCCUUCCUGGAAGGUUCUAAGCAGUUCCUGUCUGUGGCUGAAGAUGCCAAUGACCACAAGAGAGCUUUUACUCCCUUCUCUGUCACCAUUGCUUCCAGCAUCCGGGAGCUGCACCGCUGCCUGCUGCUGGCCCUGGUGGCAGAGUCCUCCUCUCAGACACUGACACAGAUAGUCAAGUGCCUUGCAAUCUUGGUUUCCAAUGCACCCUACAGCAGAUUGAAACCCGGGCUGCUUACCAGGGUGUGGAACCAGAUCAAGCCCUACAUCUCUCACAAAGACGUCAACGUUCGAGUUUCCAGCCUCACCCUGCUGGGGGCAAUCGUUUCUGUGCAGGCACCUUUGCCAGAGGUGCAGCUGCUCCUGCAGCAGCCCAGCUCCUCAGGGCUCAGCGGCAGCGCGACCCCGGCGCGGGAGCAGUGGAGGAAGGCAGUGCCCUGGGCAGGGGAGAGCCCGCAGGGCAGCCCUGCAGGGUGUGAGCAGGGGAGGAAGGCAGUGCCCUGGGCAGGGGAGAGCCCCCAGGGCAGCCCUGCAGGCUGUGCCCCCCCUGAGCCCUGCUGGCUGCUGCGCCUGUGCGUGUCCCUGAUCGUCCUGCCCCGCGAGGAUUCCUGCUCCGACAGCGACGCCGCCUUCCCGGCCCUGGGCAGCGUCUACGAGCCGUGCCCCCUGCGCCUGGAGGCCCUGCAGGUGUUGGCUCUUCUUGUGAAAGGUUAUUUCCCUAUGGCUCAGAGCUAUUUCCUGGGACUUGGAGAAGUGGCUUGCAGAUGCAUGGAAGAAAUGGAUCCAUCCAUUCAGCUUCAUGGAGCCAAACUUCUGGAGGAGCUGGGCAUGGGUGUCCUGCAGCAGCACAAACCUGACUCCCCCACUGCCCCCGAGCAGAGGGUGCCUGUCAGCCUGGUUGUGACCUUCUGGACAAUGAUGUUAAAUGGGCCCUUACCUGGCACCCUGCAGAGCUCCCCCCAUGCCACUCUCCAGACAAGUGCCUGUGAUGCCCUGUCCUCUAUCUUACCAGAGGCUUUCAGCCUCCUGCAGAUCCUGUGUGUCACCUUGCUGCUCCUCUUGCAGGGUGACCAGCAGAUCCUGUGUGUCACCUUGCUGCUUGGCCUGAACCACAGUGAGAACCCCCUGGUGAAAGCUGCUGCUGCCCGUGCCCUGGGAGUGUACAUCCUCUUCCCGUGCCUCAGGCAGGAUGUGAUGUUUGUGGCAGACACAGCAAAUGCCAUUCUGAACUCCCUCCAUGACAAAUCUCCCAACGUCCGUGCCAAGGCAGCCUGGUCCCUGGGCAACCUGACAGACACCCUGAUCAUCAACAUGGAAACCAUGGGACAAAGCUUCCAGGAGGAGCUUUCUGAUCUCCUGCUGCUGAAAUUGCUGCGGUCUGCCACGGAAGCAUCCAAGGACAGAGACAAGGUGAAGAGCAACGCUGUCCGUGCCCUUGGGAAUGUGCUGCAUUUCCUGCAGCCCUGCCACGUGGCCAACCCCAGGUUCAGGGAGGCCAUCGAGGAGUCCCUGCAGGCCCUGAUUGCCACGGUGGGCAGCGAGGCCACCAUGAAGGUGCGCUGGAACGCCUGCUACGCGCUGGGCAACGUCUUCAAGAACCCUGCUCUGCCUCUGGGAGAGGCUCCUUGGGCCACGCAGGCUUUCAGUGCCCUUUCCUCUGUUGUCAAGUCCUGCAAGAACUUCAAAGUGCGGAUCAAGUCAGCCAUGGCCCUGUCCAUCCCCAGCAGGAGGGAGUGCUACGGCUCCACGGAGCAGUUCUGCCAGAUCUGGAGUGCCUUGGUGGUGGCCCUGCAGAGGAGCGAGGACACCGAGGACUUCCUGGAGUUCAAGUACAGCUCCAGCCUCAGGAGCCAGCUGUGCCAGGCUCUGCUGCACCUGCUGCAGCUGGCCAGGAGCACAGACCUGCCCCUGAUCGGGGGCAGCCUCCGGGAGCACGGCCAGGCCAUCAGGCCCUACGUGCUGCAGUACCUGAGCUCCCCGGGCCAGAGCGAAGCAGGAGCGCACACGGAGCUGGCCCAGAGGGAGAGGGGACUGCAGGGAGCCAUCGAGCAUCUCAGUGCCAUCGAGAGAGAGCUGCAGGGCAAGGCCAGGGUGAGGGUGUCCCUGUACCUGGAGGAUGUGCUGACACACCACACCAAUGCCACGGAGCUGGCAGAAGCUUGAGGGAAAUGCCCAUUCCAGUGACCAAAUCUUCCACAGGGAGUGCAGAGCUGUGUUCCCUUGCACAGGACAUCCAGAGGAAAAGUUUCCUGCUGCUGAUACUAAGUAUUUUGUUUCAGACUUUAUUAAUAAUGCCUCUAGGACUUCUUUUUUAUAUUAUUACUGUUUUUUAUUGUGGUGUUUGGGGAACUCUGCCCUCCCUGGGGCUGGUUUGUGCACUUUGCUGUCACAGCGUCUCCACUUGGAAAACAAACGCCUUUUCCUCCUCUGUGUGUUUUAUAAAGCUGCCUGUUCCCUCAGCUUAUCUCAAAGCAUUUUGUUCCUAUUGCUGCAGGAUGCAGAAUCGUGUUUGUAAAGCAGGGGACUGGAAGAAUUUUGUUUUUCAGAGCACUGCAAAUGUUGUCACUCUUGUGUUCCUGCAAUAAACCCAAAUAUGCCAAUAUUUGAAGAAUA
Molecule: messenger RNA, 4014 nt
Organism: Haemorhous mexicanus (house finch)
Lineage: Eukaryota; Metazoa; Chordata; Aves; Passeriformes; Fringillidae
Gene: HEATR6
Product: HEAT repeat containing 6
Exons: 20
Coding region: 16-3564 (1182 amino acids)
Source: RefSeq, a predicted model, not a curated record